UUAGCUUCAGUGGCAGAGGACUUGUCUUUCCAGGUGGACCAGGCUGAUGUCUGGCGUCCCAUUGAGUUCCAGUGUGUUCCAGUCAUUAGUCUGAGCCGCCGGGACCGUCAUGGCUGCCGCAAGCGCCACUAAGAUCUCAUGGCGACUACGUGAGUGUCACUUCCUGUUUGUGAUGACAAGAUGAAGUUCAUAAACAUGCCUCCAUUCUUUGUUAUCACACAUGUGUUGUUUACACCUUCAGCUGAUGUGUGUGUGUGUGUGUGUGUGUGUGUGUGUGUGUGCGCGCGUGCGUGCGCGUGCGUGCGCAGAGGAGUUUGAGGCUCACACCAGUCGAGUCUCCUGCGUGUCUUUGGGAAAAAGUUCUGGUCGUUUACUGGCCAGCGGUGGCGAAGACUGCAGAGUCAACAUCUGGUCUGUGAGCAAGGCCAACUGCAUCAUGAGUCUGAGCGGUCACAAGAAGCCAGUCGAGUGUCUUCACUUCAACAUGUCUGAGGAGCUGCUGGCCACGGGUUCUCAGUCUGGAGCCAUACGAGUGUGGGACCUGGAGGCCGCCAAGAUGUUGCGCACCCUGACGGGACACAAAGCUAACAUCACCAGUUUGGGAUUUCAUCCUUUUGGAGACUUUUUGGCCUCCAGCUCCACGGACACAAACAUUAAGCUGUGGGACGUGCGGAGGAAAGGCCACCUGUACAGUUACAAGGGUCACACGCAGGCCGUCAGAAGCCUGGCCUUCAGCCCCGACGGGAAGUGGCUGGCGUCAGCGGGCGACGACCACACCGUCAAGCUAUGGGACCUGAUGCAGGCCAAGACCAUCAGCGAGUUCACUGCACACGGCGGCGCCGUCAACGCCAUCCAGUUUCAUCCCAAUGAGUACCUCCUGGCAUCCGGCAGCUCUGACAGGUCUGUGAAGCUGUGGGACCUGGAGAAGUUUUCCAUGGUGGCCUCGCUGGAGGGAGACGCCAGUCCAGUCAGGUGCAUCCUCUUCAGUCCAGACGGAAGCUGCCUGUUUAGCGGCUCCACGGACUUUCUACGAGUUUACGGCUGGGAGCCUGACUGCUGCUUGGACUCGGUGGCGGUGGGGUGGGGCCGAGUGUGCGACCUCGCCGUCUGCAACGAGCAGCUGAUCGGCGCGUCUCACCAGCUGAGCAGCGUGGCGUCCUACGUGGUCGACCUGAAGCGCGUCAAGACGAGCGCCUCCCCCGCGCUCCCGGGAAUCGUCCAGAGCCAGCAGCCAUCGGCCGAGCCCAAAGGAGGCGCGCUACGCCGCAGCUACGAGCGACCUGCGACCGCCUGCCGCUCUCAAGGGGUCAAGUGCAGCUCAGACGCUGAUAGGCGGAGUCCCGAAGUCGAGAGGCGGAGCCCCAGCGAGGAUGAGGCGGAUGAGAAAGUUUCCUCGGCGGAAAUCCACAACGCCGAAGACUACAAGGAAAUAUUCCAGCCCAAGAACGCCAUCUCUCGGACCCCUCCCAAGGUGCUGGAGCCUUUCCCCGCCCCCCCAGAGGACGAACUUUCUUCAUUGUUUGGGCGACAUGUCCACAACGCGCCCGUUAUUCCCGACCAGCAGCAGGCGUCUCUGCUAGCCUCGUCCACACCCGUCCAGAGGGUGGAGCCAACAGUGGUCACCUGCGCCAAACACCCCCCCCCCUCCGCCGCAGGCCAAGUGUUCCCCGCCCUCCCCCUCAGCGAGCCACUGCCACCGCCGCCACUGCUGCCGCCGCUUCCUCAGACUUCCGGCAAACCGCAUCCUAAAAUCUUCCCCAUCGCCAGGAACGAGCCGAUCGGCCUCAACGUGGCUGACUUCCUCCCUUCGUCGCCCGACAAGAGGCCGGCGGUUCUGAGCGACGAUGAGGCGCUCAGUCAGAUCCGCAAAGGUCACGACACCAUGUGCGUGAUGCUCAGCAGCCGACACAAGAACCUGGACACCGUGCGAGCCGUGUGGGCCCGCGAGGGCAUCAAGUGCGCCCUGGACGCCGCUGUCUCCAUAAACGACCUUUCCAUCGUCGUGGAUGUCCUCAACAUUGUCAACAUGCAGCCGUCGCUAUGGAAACUGGACGUGUGCAUGACGAGUCUUCCUCAGAUUGACAAACUGCUGCAGAGUAAAUACGAGAGCUACAUACAGUGCGGCUGCACGUCACUCAAGAUCAUCAUGAAGUAUUUCUGGCCGCUCAUCUCCGACACGCUCAGAGCGGCGCCAUCGGUAGGCGUGGACAUCACACGCGAGGAGCGACACCACAAGUGCAGGAUGUGCUGCAAGCAGCUGAAGAAUGUCAACAACGUGGUGAAGAACAAGGCGUCGCAGGUCGGUCGCCAUGGUUGCGCCUUCAGAGAGUUGCAGCUGCUGAUGGCACCGCUGGACGACGCCCUUUGAGAAGACGGACUCUUAAGAGCUUUUCAUACUUUCAAUAAAGUUACAAAUAUUUGGAGACCAGGAUUGUUUCUUCCAGCCUGAAGACGACUUUUGUCCUUGGACUAAAGUCCUCGCCUGGGAUCAAAACGAGAACGUCGUGUUCUUUGUAAAACCAGCCGAGGACUUGAAGGUGGUGCCACCAGAUUUCACCUCCUGAGUCAUCUUCUACACCAGGGAAGAACCUCUGCCUCACCCACAAGCUCAGACUCCUGCAUCUGUGUGGGGGUGGUCCCACGUGAGAGGUGCUGGUGGCCCUCGUCUGGACGAGGUGCUGUUCUUCACCGAAGUCUGUUGAAUCGCUCUCGGACUACACGAACACAACCCUGACUCCAAAUCUCCCAGGUGUUCACCACCACAUCAAGGUGUUGAUUCAAGGAUGGUGAGGAAAUACUGGGAACCCGAGUUUUGACAGUGUAGUGCUGUCCCAAAUACAUGAAAUCGUCACGCUCUUACCGGAAAUGACGAUCGCAGUGUUUACCUGCUUCUACUACUUGUGUUCACUGCUUAUACAGUAUAUGUGGACGCCACACUGAGCGCUGAACCAUCCGUCAACGCGCUGCCAUAUUGGAUGUGGCAAGAGCAAACGGAGAAAAUGCAUCAUUCAUGCGCUGCGUAGGAUUGUACCAAACGGUUUACAGUCCAAACCAGGUCUCACUGGAUUACCUUUCACAGGUGAGACGGAAACAAAUACUUUGAAUUGUGUUUGGCCGCGAUGACAUCAUUUUCCAAAUGGAAUUUGCUGACUUUGUGGCGGAUACUACCAAGCCCUGUGCAUGAUACCGUGGAUACCUGUGGGGACACCAGCCUCCAAACAACAGGGACACGUGCUUCCUGAAGUUUGGUCCAUUUCCUUCCAUUACGUCACGGGGCACAUCUGCCACGUCCGAUGUGACGGACGAACCCGCUCAAUGAGGCGUCAACGUAUACAUUAGGGGUGCAGCGAUACUUUUAGAACUUGUAUGUUCUUGUAAUUACCAGGGGUGUCACGAGAUGUCACCUCGCGAGAUGAAAAGGUGAUAUUUGUCGUUGAGAGAAAAGCUGUCCCUCGAGAGCAGAGCAGCCAGAAGCCAACCAGACUGCGAACUAUGGCAUCGCUGUGAAUGAUAAUGCAGUAAUAUGGAAGUGGAAGUGCACAUUAAGCGCUUUGUGCUUUUAUAAACCAGUGCAAUCCAACCUUCCUCGAAGCAACCAAAAAACCAAACCAAUGCUGUGUGGAGGUAACAAGUGGUAGAAAUUUUGUCUCUUUUUAGAGAGCCAGUUCUUUUGGUUGGCUCGCAGGUGGCUCCUCAGAUUUUUUGCUUGUCUUAAUUUAUUACCAAAUGAUGUGUAUUAUGUAAAAUCAAAUACUAAUGUCAAAAAAAUACAUGAUAUCAAAUGUUUAUUAUUGAAAUGGAUUUAUUUAAACCUCAAUGAACAGCUGCAAAAUAUAUUAUAAUGUAUGUUUAAAAUAUAUAUAUUUUUAAAUAUAAAAAACAAAACAAAGACCAAAAUAGGUCGAAUCUCUUCAUGCAAAUUUCUGACGAACAAAUCGGCUCUAAGAGCACCACAGGGUGUUUAACCCGGCCCUUCCCCGUGCUCAGAGUAGACACAGAGACGCCGCCACACAUCUUGAUCAAUGACAUUCGCCUUUCACAGAAAAAAAAGACGAGGAAAAAACUAAUCGGCUCCCAAUUGGCUCCCGGCGACGCGAACCGGCUCUUAGAGCCCAUUCAUUCGCGACAGACACACAGGGCGACGUUUCUGUUGGUUGGUCCCCUAACAUUCAGGCAACGUUAAACCUUGUUAGUUUGCUACGUAAACAAGAGAGAAUGUUUAGCCAACGUUCUCCCUUGGUUUGGUUCUAACUAUCCAUUGGAGAACCAUAAGCUAAUGUUCUUUUAUUGGUUAUGUGUUAGCAGGGACUCAGCCUCAACUUGGCGGCAGCUAGCUAACAAGCUGGAGUUACCCACCUAACUUAAGGUCUUCAGACUCCGUGUGUUUAAAAAAAAAAAAAAAAAGAAAACGAAGCAAUGGGUUUAGUUCAGUGCUCUUUUUUUUGUCCGACGUUGAAGCUACAAGUGGCUACCGCAUUCACGAGGUAUGUGCUAAGUUAGCAGUAAUGCUAGCUCAGGUUAAAAAAAAAAAAGUCAUUUCACAACUCUGCUCUGUUGUCAUAGUAAUAAUUAUGUCGUGUGUCAAAGUUGUUUAAUGAACAUCAACACGUGGUGUAGCGGGGGUCUCCGAAAAACUCCAGAGGAUCUUAUGGCAACACAAAAUUCCUACCUAUUUCAAACCAGUAAAUACCCUGAGACAAAAAUGAGUGCAUCCUAAAGACAAGGCUCCAAACCAGAAACAGAGCAAUGUGGUCUAUUCCAUCCACUGCAAAGAUGAGGAAUGCAAAGAGCACUACAUUGGGGAAACUAAGCAAAUGCUCCAAAAAAGGCUUUAUCAACAUCGCAGGGACAAUGCUAGUGGGCCUCAAUCAGCAGUACAUCUACACCUUAAAGCUACCAAUCACUCUUUUGAGGACAGCGAGGUAAAGAUUUUGGCCAAAGAAAACAGAUGGUUUGAAAGAGGAGUAAAGGAAGCUAUUUUUGUCAAACAACAGAACCCAUCAUUGAAUCGGAAUGGUGGUUUGAGGUUUAAUUUGGACCCUGUGUUCAGCAGGUUACUGAGACCAAAACCCACAGCUCUUAGUCUUGCAAAUGAGGUGAAGCCAGGGCCGAGCCAGAACAAUAGAUGCUAACGAGCCAGUAUCAGAGUCGUUCAUACCCAACUCAGGGAGCGACACUUCCCUUUUAUCGGAGGUGUGAAUAACAGGAGAGGAUUAGACCACAACGCCGCCCAGGCUUAGUGUAAGGAACCAAUAGGAGGAGGGUGUUGGCACACCAAUUCCGCCCACUCUUACUGUAUUUAAGGCCUAGGCUACCAGCACUUAUUAGUUCGCUGACGAAGCUCUUCGGAUGAGGAGCGAAACGUCCGACACCUUCUUCACAGAAGUACAGAUGACGUCUCAAGAAGCCUUUUCCACGUGGUGUGUUAAUUAGGCAGAGGGCUGUUUAAGAAAGGUAUUUAUUUUAUUCUGUUCUUUUUGUUAUUUGCCACCAAAAAAAUCAAAUAAAUAAUAAAAACAUUUGUUUCCAAGGUAAAUAUGUGUCAAAUUAAAUUCAGGUUUGAAUCAAAGAGUAAAAAAAUUGUAUGACAGAUAUAACAAAGGCCAGUUCUACCUGCCCUGUCAUCUAAUGCAGGCGUCCCUUAUUACUUUGUUGG
Messenger RNA from Dunckerocampus dactyliophorus (ringed pipefish), 5656 nucleotides. RefSeq names its product katanin p80 (WD repeat containing) subunit B 1 (gene katnb1). The transcript is spliced from 18 exons. Lineage: Eukaryota; Metazoa; Chordata; Actinopteri; Syngnathiformes; Syngnathidae. Gene Ontology annotation, cellular component: katanin complex. The coding region runs from base 221 to 2368 and encodes 715 amino acids. The record is from RefSeq and is a predicted model, not a curated record. Gene Ontology annotation, biological process: microtubule severing; microtubule depolymerization. Gene Ontology annotation, molecular function: microtubule binding.